AUGCAGGAUCAAAUAAAGUUUGUUAUUCCUGAUCGUGACGAUGAUCUGCUUAUGGAGCGAUCCGGCACCUACAUGGUCACCAAUGUCGAUGAUUUGCAAACUUGCAUUGAGAAUUUUCGAGAGUUCGAAGGACGUUACUCGGACGAGGGACCCGAAUGCAUGCUGAAAUUCUUUGACUCGCUCUUUUUCAUGGUCAAAAAGCCCACCUCUGCAGACGAUGUUGAAGUAAAAGAUGCCAAUCUCUUACUGAAUCUGGCCGAAACGUUAACCGGAGGAAUGGCUGACGUCUUUAACUACUCGCUAGAAGGGCUACCAUUUAUGAUCAGAAUGUCUACGGAAAAGCUACAAAAAGAGGAAAUUCAAAUGGCUUUGAAGUCACGAACAAGUUUGAUGAUGCAUUUGUACUUACUCUGGCGUGUUAAUUCAAGAGUGGAAUCGCUUUGGAUCAAAUGGCAUGCUCAGCAACGAAUGCAAAUGCCAAAGAAUCGAACAAAAGGAAAAGGCAAAAAGGGAGUUGUGAGAGAGGAAGAAAAUGAUGACUUUGACUCAAUUCCAAUCGAUGUUGGAAUGGAAGAUGUGCAACUUGACGGAAUAAGUCGAUGGCCACAAUUGCGAUUGAGAAUUUGUGAAAUUUUGUGCCACAUAUUGUCCGCUGAGGCCGUUGAUGCCGAAAAUGGAACCAGGAUCAGAAACGCGAUUCGAUUUUUGUGGUCUUCCGGAAUUGUUGAUCCAUCGUUUAUCAAAACCAUUUCUCGCAUUUUCCUUGAUUGGUUGAACAGUGAAGAACAUCGUUUUAAGCAAAGUACUUGGCUUUUGCAAGCCUGUCGUAUAUUGGUUCCACUUGUGGUCGGUUUUGGACAGUCUGAAGCGCUUGGAGCUCUCAUUCUCGAGAAGACGAUUCAUCUAGAAUGGAUAAAAGACUCGUUUCCGUUUAUUGAGGCUAUCCAGAGACAAACAUUUGAUCAGCGAAAGCCAAAUCUAGCAGGAGAUGUGCUUGGAAAGAAAAAUGCACUUGAUGGUGUCCUAGUGAGUAUGGUUGUUCAAAUGGCUGCUUUUCGUCCACAAGAGCUAACUUCUUCGAAUAAUAACACAACUCGAGCACUAGUGUGCUUUAUUCAAACUAUUUCCGCUCGUGCACCUCACGUUAUGAUUAAAUACAUGGGUAGUAUGGUGAAAUUUCUACGAGAAGAUCCUUAUCAAUUGAGAGGAGCUGUCUUGACAGCAAUGGCUGAAUUGAUUUUAUCAGAAGAAAUGACUGACCAGCGCUGCAAAAGUAAUCCGUUGAUUCGAGAUGCAAGAGCUAUGUUUUUCGAUACUUUGCAGAAGCACUUGCGUGAUCAGGCAACACAGAUUAGAGCAAAAGUCGUUUCAUUGUGGAGACAAUUGGCAGAAGAGAAAAGAAUUCCCCGUUCGGUGAUUGAUGCUGGAAUCAUUGACUACAUUGGAGAGCGUCUCGAAGAUAAGCAAGUGCUUGUUAGAAAGCCGGCCAUUGCAUUCAUGUCAACCUUUCUUCGUAAUAACCCUUAUGGCCACGACUUUUCUUUUGAAGCCAACAAAGACGCUUUGCAACAAGUUCUGAUUGAACGUGAUGGACUUCUGGCUGAGAAUCCAGAAUUCGCUCUUCAGCGACGAAUGGUAGAACAAUUUGGAGCCGUUAAAAGUGUCAUUGCUGAAGAAUUCUUGGCUCAAUUGAAACAAGACGCGGAGGAAGUAGAAAACGAAGAAAUCGAUGACCCAGACGUCUUGAGAGGGAUUUUUCCAAUGUUGGUAGUGGCUGCUAAAAGUAGAAAUCGGGAAAAUCUGAACGCAACUGUAACAGCAGUUCUACAAUUUGUUCGUCUUGGGAAAUAUGUUGACAAAGGACUUAAUAUUGAACUAGAGAAAGACGUCCUAAUCAAGAGGCUCCUAGAAGUUACGCAAGAACGAUUCAUUCAAUGCGAAAUGAUCAACGCAAUUGGAGACGACACAAAACAACUACAAGCCGAAGAGCAGCGUGCAGAUUGGAUUGACAAAGUAAAGAAAACAAACGCUAACAUUGCACAUCUAAAGAAUAAAAUUCAUCUCGAGCUGGCAUUAGCUGAUACGUUGCAAUCGGCCCUUCGUGGUGCAUUGCAAGGAGAUGCAGCAGAACUUAAAGAAGCUAUUAAUUUCAUCAUUGAAUGCAAGAAUUUCGAGAUUAGAAAUGUCGAUGAUGUCAUCAAACAAGUAUUUGCGUUGAUUUGGCGAAACAGUAUUGAGAUUCAACGAGAAGUUCUGAGUGCAGCUCGGCGAAUGCUUCUUUCACAGAAUAGUCAAAGAAAAGUUGCCGAUGAAGCUACUGCAACUAGAAUGAUUGAUGUCUUAAAAGAUACAAAUGAGGUCGAGUUUCUUUGCAUCAGCGAAGUAAUCAAGCGCUUAUUUACGGCCGAAGAUGGUGCUGAGCUUAGCGGCGGAGUGUUGAAUCAUUUAUUUACUUCAAUUAUGUGCGACAGUGAGAAAGCAAAAGAAUCAAGAUUGCCAGCUUUGAAACUUUUGUCAAUUUUUGCGAGAAUCGCUCCGGCAGACAUUAGACAAAAUUUGCGACUUCUCCAAGGCUUGAUUACAAUGGCAUGUGAUGAUGAUGCUAGUGAAGCAACGAUCAAUAAUGCUGUGGCGGCUCUUGGUGUUGUAGCUGAGUGUGGAACUGACACCAAGAGAGAAGGUGAAAGCGAUGUGACGAUGAGACCUCGCCGUCAAUUGGUUCGCAUUCCAGCUAACGAUUCGCUCUUCACUGACAUUGAUGAACAUUUCAUAUCUCGGUUUCUCUCCAAUGAUUGCGAAAAUUACGGCCACAUCACAAAAUUGACUCUGGAGGUUUACUUCAACUUGUGCGGCCAAUCGGGUCGUGUCGUAUGCGGUCUUAUGGCUAAGAUAAUAUGGUAUUUGCAAAGAGCCACGAGGGUUUUGGCUUUUUAUGAGGCUGAAUCAAGUAAGGCUUCAAGAAAAGAAGGAGGCACUGGAUCCAAAGGGGAAUUUUUGGCUGAAGCUUUGCACCAUUGGCGAGUCUACCACGAUAAGAUCCUAGAACGAACAUUGACCUUCUGUGGCGAACUGGCUCAACAAAUCUUCAUUUACAUUGAUGAAGUUAUGGUUGGAGAAUUGAAGCGAAUGCAAGAAAUUAUAAGCUCCGAAGGAAUCGCAAAGAAAUCGACAGUGGCUAACUCAAAUUCAAAGAAGAAGAAUCAAAGCAAGAAAGAUGCGACAAAGGAUGAUUUGGAUGAUAACCCCACAAACUUUGAGGUUGUUCCCGAGCUCACUCCACGAGUUCUUACUGCAUGGGAAGCAGACAGUGCUUGCUACCGAGGCUUAUUUCAAGCACUGCAUCCUAAAAUUCAAUCUUCAAAAGCCGCUGAUAAUGCUGGACAAGAUGAUUCCGGAGCGGUCGAUAUGGCAGGGGCACAACUUUUUAAUCAACUUCUUCCUCCACAUAUUCUCGGCCGUAUUGCUCCACUUGUGAAUUUUUGUGUACGAGCUAACAGCACAUCAAAAACAACCCGAGCUGCAGCUGCAACAGCUUUUGCAAAGAUGGUCCCAUUGGCACAACAAUACGCCAAACGUGCGUCGUUUAUGCUAACUCUCUUGAUGACUGCAUCGCAAAAUCCAAUGAUCCGCGAGAAUCUUCUUAUUGCAAUGGUGGAUAUUUACGAGUUUGUGCCAAUAUCUUUCGAUAACUACCAGGCGGAGCUUUUCAAUAUGUGCCGAGAUGUUAAUGCGUGUGUUCGAGAGACGGCGCUACUCGUGUUGCUGCAUGUAACGGCUGAUGGACUUGUUCAAAAUCGAAGUGGUGUUGCCGACAUUGCUCGUUGUUUUGUCGAUCCGGUCGAGGACAUUCAAAUCAUGGCAAAGAUGUUUUUUGCAGAGCUGUCAACGAAGAAAAAUAUGAUCUUCAACGCUAUGCCGGAUUUUCUUUCACGUUUGACACGAAACAACAAUCAAGUUUCUUUCGAGGACUUCAAGAAAAUUAUGACGCCCCUGCUUGAAUAUUUGGAAGCUUUGGAAAGCGAGGAUUUGGUUCUGCGUGUUUUGCAACGAAUCGAAUCGAUUGAUUCCGAAUCAUUGAUCAAGAACGAGCAGCUACCACUUUAUUUGAUUUGGGUGUUAAACAUGGUCGCAAAGAAUGAGAAGAGUUUUUCAAAGAUUCGUGAUCACCGCAAAGCUAUUGAACGACACUUGCACGUCGAAGGAGUCUGGGAGUUAUUUAGUGCCACAAUAGAAAAAUUACGAAAAAUUCAAUCAUCAAAUGCUCAUUUUACGGAUGAUCUUGAACGUCUUUACGAAGAAAUGACUAAAAUUUAUGAGAAAGCCAUUGAUACAGCCAAGACCAUAAAGAAGGCCACAGCUUUUCAACGACGAGUCAAACAAGGCGGCGGUUCUCGAGCAACUCCAAAGAAAAUCGCGGCGGUGGUGACCAAGCAAAAGCGGGCUUUUCUUGAGGAUCUCGAAGAAGAGGAUUCAGAAAAUUCGGAU
Messenger RNA from Mesorhabditis belari, 4485 nucleotides. The record is from the annotation of a GenBank genome assembly. NCBI's taxonomy places the organism in Eukaryota, Metazoa, Nematoda, Chromadorea, Rhabditida, Rhabditidae.